Populus nigra (black poplar) is the source of this 4539-nucleotide messenger RNA. RefSeq names its product putative disease resistance RPP13-like protein 1. NCBI's taxonomy places the organism in Eukaryota, Viridiplantae, Streptophyta, Magnoliopsida, Malpighiales, Salicaceae. Gene Ontology annotation, molecular function: ADP binding. Gene Ontology annotation, biological process: defense response to other organism. The transcript has 3 exons. The record is from RefSeq and is a predicted model, not a curated record. The coding region runs from base 148 to 3876 and encodes 1242 amino acids.
AAAGCCGAGAGAGAAAAAGCUUUUGCGAGUUCUUUACACAAACUCUUACCUCUUAUGUAACCUGAACAAAAAUCCCUCUUCUUCUUCUUCUUCUUCUUCUUCUUGUUUGUUUACUCUUCCUUCGUUACUUUGCAAAGAGGAUAAACCAUGGCUGAGGCUUUAGUAGGAGGAGCUUUUCUUUCUGCUUUCCUUAAUGUUUUGCUCGACAGGAUGGCUUCUCGCCAGGUGGUGAACUUCUUCAGUGGCCAAAAAGUCAACAAUAGGCUGCUGGAGAGGUUGGAGACAGCAAUGAGAUCUGCCAGUCGGGUGCUUGACGAUGCUGAGGAGAAGCAGAUAACAAGUACAGCUGUGUGGGAUUGGCUGGCCGAGCUUAAAGACGCUGUCUAUAAAGCCGACGACUUCUUGGAUGCGAUUGCUUAUAAAGCUCUACGACAGGAGUUGAAAGCUGAAGAUCAAACCUUCAAAUGUCAUAUGCAGAGAUUUCUUUCUUUCUUUAACCUAUGUAAAAAUGGGUUGGGAGAGAUCGGAGAAGAAUUAAAAGUCCUCUUGCAGGAUCUAGAUCGCUUAGUUGAUCGAACGGUUGCCCUUGGUCUGAUCACCCGCACUGGAAAAGAACCAUCAUCGCCUAAAACACCCAGAGAAACUUCUCUGGUGGAUGAACGUGGUGUUUAUGGUAGAGAUGAUGACAAGGAAGCAAUACUGAAGUUGCUUCUAUCAGAUGAUGCAAAUGGACAAAGCCUAGGUGUUGUUCGCAUAGUGGGCAUGGGCGGGGUUGGUAAAACCACGCUUGCUCAGAUUGUAUACAAACACAGGAGAGUAAAGGAGUGGUACGAUCUCAAAGCUUGGGUUUGUGUUUCAGAAGAUUUCAGUGUUUCAAAGUUAACCAAGGUUAUCCUUGAGGAGGUCGGUUCAAAGUCUGAUUUUGAGAGUCUGAAUCAGCUCCAGAUUCAGUUGAAGGAGAGGUUGCGGGAAAAGAAAUUUUUGCUUGUUUUAGAUGAUGUAUGGGAAGAAAAUUAUGCUGAAUGGGACAGGUUGCUUAUACCCUUGAAGUCUGGAGCACAAGGGAGUAAGAUUCUUGUUACAACACGCAAUGAAAUGGUAGCAUCAGUCAUGCCAACUGUUCGAAUUCAUCAUCUAAAAGAAUUGACGGAAGACAGCUGCUGGUCCUUGUUUGCCAAACAUGCAUUCGGUGAUGAAAAUCCCAUUGCGCAUGAAGAGUUACAAGAAAUUGGUAGAGAAAUAGCGAGAAAGUGUAAAGGCCUGCCUCUAGCUGCAAAAUCACUCGGAGGUCUGCUAUGCACAGAAAGAGAUGUCGAGGAGUGGCAGGAUACAUUGAAAAGCAAUCUAUGGGAUUUACCCAAUGACAAUAUCCUCCCAGCUUUGAGAUUAAGUUAUCAUCAUCUCCCGUCACAUCUGAAGCGAUGUUUUGCUUACUGUGCCAUAUUUCCAAAAGACUACUCAUUUCGAAAGGAUGAAUUAGUGCUCCUGUGGAUGGCAGAGGGCUUCGUAGUCCACUCUGUAGCUGAUGAGAUGGAAAAAGCAGGUGCUAAGUACUUUGAUGAUCUCUUGUCAAGGUCCUUUUUCCAGCAAUCAAGUGCCUCUCCCUCAUCAUUUGUGAUGCACGAUCUCAUGCAUGACUUGGCUACCCAUGUGUCCGGUCAAUUUUGCUUCAGCUCCAGGUUGGGGGAAAAUAAUUCUUCCAUGGCCACUAGAAGGACUCGACAUUUAUCACUCGUAGUAGAUACGGAAGACACUGAAGGUGAAGAUACCGAAGAUGAAGAUACGGGAGGUGGUUUCUUCAGCACAAAAUUAGAAAACAUCCGUGAAGCCCAACAUCUACGCACAUUCCAAACUUUUCCGCGCAAUUGGGUGUGUCCUGCCGAUUUUUAUAAUGAGAUCUUUCAUAUAUUGUCAACACACGGUCGCCUACGAGUGCUAUUCUUGAUUGGUUGCAGAGAUGCAACUAUGAUGUUUUGUUCAACUAGCAAGUUGAAGCAUUUACGGUAUUUGGAUCUUUCUUGGUCAUUUUUAGUAACGUUGCCUAAAGAAGUGAGUACUCUUUUCAAUUUGCAAACGUUGAUCUUGGAAAGUUGCGGACAACUUGCUAGUCUACCUGAUCUUGGAGAUUUGAAGCAUUUACGACAUGUGAAUCUUCAAUGUACAAGAAUCGAAAGGUUGCCUGCAUCUCUGGAAAGGUUAAUCAACUUGCGGUAUCUUAACAUCUCAGACACACCUUUGAAAGAGAUGCCACCACAUAUAGGUCAACUGACAAAGCUCCAAACGUUAACUGCCUUUAUCGUUGGAAGACAGAGUGAGUCUAGCUUUAAAGAAUUGGGAAAGCUAAGACAUCUACGGGGAGAACUUCAUAUUCGGAACCUUCAAAAUGUGGUGGAUGCUCGGGAUGCUGUUGGAGCAAAUUUGAAAGGUAGAAAACACCUUGUAAGCUUGAGGUUUACAUGGGAUGGUGACACUCAUGACCCGCAACACGUAACAAGCACACUUGAGAAAUUAGAGCCAAAUAGAAAUGUGAAGGAUCUUCAGAUUGAUGGUUAUGGAGGUGUAAGGUUUCCGGAGUGGGUAGGAGAGUCCUCUUUCUCAAAUAUAGUGUCCUUGAAGCUCAGUAGAUGUACAAACUGCACCUCCUUACCACCACUCGGGCAAUUAGCUUCUUUAGAGCAUCUCUCAAUUGAAUCAUUUGAUAAAGUUGAGACUGUAGGCUCUGAGUUCUAUGGAAAUUGUACUGCUAUGAAGAAGCCAUUUGAAUCCCUCAAAACAUUACGGUUUGAAGGGAUGCGAGAGUUGAGUGAGUGGAUUUCAGACGAAGGCAGCCGGGAAGCCUUCCCUGUUCUUGAGAUGCUUUACAUAAUAGAAUGCCCCAACCUUACAAAGGCCCUACCUGGUCACCACCUUCCACGUUUAACAACACUUACAAUUAUAGAAUGUGAGCAGCUCGCGACUCCAUUUCCUAGGUGUCCAAUAAUCAAUGAAAUUAAUUUUUUCAACACUUCUCGUUGGCUGAUCUUGAAGAAAUUACCUUCAGGGUUGCACCAUCUUGAGGUUCAUCGAUUCCACUCCCUAGAGUCCCUACUCGAGGAAAUUGAGCAAAUGGGUUGUUCACCCACUGAUUUAGGGGAAAUUAAAAUCAACGGCUGGGCUUCUCUCAAAUGCAUCUCACUGGACUUGUUCCCCAAGUUAAAUUCUCUUUCUAUCGGUAGCUGUCCAGAUCUCGAAUCACUUUGGGCACAUGAAAGACCUCUCAAUGAUCUCCCCUCUCUCCAUUCUUUGAAAAUCUGGGAGUGCCCUAAAUUAGUUCCAUUUCCCAAAAGAGGAUUACCUGCUCCAGUCUUAACACCACUUGAGUUAGCUAAUUGCAGAAAUUUGAAGCUGUUGCCUGAGAGUAUGCAUUCCUUCCUCCCAUCCCUUUCGCAUUUGGUUCCAGAAGGCUGUUUGCCCUCCAAAUUACAAUCACUUGUGAUUUGGGAUUGCAUCAAACUCAUAGCAGGCCGCAUGCAAUGGGGCUUGCAAACGCUCUCUUCUCUUACAGAAUUUACAAUUGGUAGCGACAAAAAUGUUGAAUCCUUCCCUGAAGAGAUGCUUCUGCCCUCAAGUCUUACAUCUCUUACAAUCUAUUCCCUAGAACACCUGAAAUCUCUUGACUACAAGGGGCUUCAACACCUCACCUCUCUUAGAAAAUUGAAUAUAUUUAACUGCCCUAGGCUUGAGUCCAUGCCAGAAGAGGGGUUGCCGUCCUCCCUUUCUUCUCUUGAAAUUAUCCUUUGUCCAAUGCUGGAAGAAAGUUGUGAAAGGGAGAAAGGUAAAGAUUGGCCCAAGAUUUCUCACAUUCCUCACAUAGUUAUUGAUAGCCGCGAAAUGUAAAAAAUCUGGCUAUUGAUUUUCCCAACAUCAGCGGAGCCAAGAAGGAGGAUUCAAAUCCAACUUUUCACUUACAGUUUGUGAAUGCUGUGUCACCCUUCCAUCUUGCCAGAACAAUAUGCACAAGAUAUCCCGAAGAAAUUGAUCUGCUUGCGCUCCCUCAGUACUACCAAUUGCCCAUUGCAGAGUGGAGCACCAUUGUGAACAUUUCUUUGAAUUCUUGUUGUCAGCCUUAGGAAAAAAUCAACAGAGACGCUUGAAUCUGGAAAUUCAAAGAGAAAAGCGAAGUAUUGGCAUCAUAUUAGUAAAUAUUCAGCUGGGGAAGUUUAGCUUCAGGUCUGGGCAUUUGUUUGUAUAGAGUAUUUUAUACACGUGCAGGGUAAAUGUUUGGAUUUUGUCAUUGAUGCUGGUAAUGCUUUGGCCUCCAGAAUGGUCCACUUGUACUUGGCUGAUGGAGCUGAGGGAAAGCCAAUGGCUGCAGAGUGCACACUGCAAUUUUCGCGAAAUGAAUUAGGACAGGGAGCUUUUAUUGAAAAAAAUCAGAAGAAUGUUUUUCUUUUUAUUGGAAACAUUUGUGGUUAGAACAAAGUAAUUUUCACUGGAGUGUCAUCUUGGGAUACAACAUGUACUUUACCUGCAUAUGGCAUGAGAUGAUUUUGGUUCAAA